CCGGGCAGGUUGUGCCCGCCGGGCCCUCCUCCCUCGCUCCCUCCCCGCCCGGCGGAGAGGGGUCGGGGGAGGGGGCAGCAUGGCCUGUCCGUCCGGCCCCUUUUGCAGCGCUCAUCUGCCCCGGGAGUGCGGCGCGGCUCCUCGCAGGGAGAAGAGCUCCGAAUGGAGACCGACGCCAGCCAGCCCGGCCUCGCCUCCCCGGACUCCCCGCACGACCCCUGCAAAAUGUUCAUCGGGGGACUGAGCUGGCAGACCACGCAAGAGGGCCUGCGGGAGUACUUCGGGCAGUUCGGCGAGGUGAAGGAGUGCCUGGUGAUGCGGGACCCGCUGACAAAGAGAUCCAGGGGCUUCGGGUUCGUCACCUUCAUGGACCAGGCUGGCGUCGACAAGGUUCUGGCCCAAUCCAGACAUGAACUGGACUCCAAGACGAUUGACCCGAAGGUAGCAUUCCCCCGCCGAGCACAGCCCAAGAUGGUGACCCGAACGAAGAAGAUAUUUGUGGGUGGUCUGUCAGUGAACACUACUGUGGAGGAUGUGAAACAAUACUUUGAGCAAUUUGGGAAGGUGGACGAUGCGAUGCUGAUGUUCGACAAGACCACCAACCGACACCGAGGGUUCGGGUUUGUCACAUUUGAAAGUGAAGAUAUUGUGGAAAAAGUGUGUGAAAUCCACUUCCAUGAGAUCAACAACAAAAUGGUGGAAUGUAAAAAAGCACAGCCGAAGGAGGUGAUGUCCCCGACGGGCUCGGCGAGAGGGCGGUCCCGAGUGAUGCCUUACGGGAUGGAUGCCUUCAUGCUUGGCAUCGGCAUGCUGGGUUAUCCAGGCUUCCAAGCAGCCACAUACGCGAGUCGAAGUUACACUGGCAUUGCACCCGGCUACACUUACCAGUUUCCUGAGUUCCGUGUAGAGCGGACCCCUCUCCCGAGUGCCCCCGUCCUCCCUGAGCUCACAGCAAUCCCCCUCACUGCGUAUGGACCAAUGGCGGCAGCAGCGGCUGCGGCGGCCGUGGUGCGAGGGACAGGUAACUGCCACUUUCCUCCCCAGCGCUGCGUCCCGUCCCGGAGGUUCCACCCCCAGUCGCACCGGUGGAUUUCUGGGCACCACCAGCCCCGGGCCGAUGGCCGAGCUGUACGGAGCCGCCAACCAGGAUUCGGGGGUCAGCAGUUACAUCAGCGCUGCCAGUCCGGCCCCGAGCACUGGCUUUGGCCACAGCCUAGGGGGUCCCUUGAUUGCGACAGCUUUUACCAAUGGGUAUCACUGAAGCUGGGCACCAAGGAGGUAGGAGACUCCCCAGUGCCCUGACCGAGGACGGCGGCUGGAGGAUCUGGUGAGCCUCGGCUGAUGAGCCAAGGUUACCUUUUUCUGGAAUCAAACUGCACACUGCCGGCUGGCUGCCAGGCUCCCGCCGCCCUGCCCUGAUCUCUCCCUUUGACCAGACCGCACUGGACUGAACCCGAGGAGAUCAUCUCGCUUUCUUACUAACCACCGACGGUUUACGCUUCCCCCUUCCUGCCCCCCCCAGCCCACCGAUUCUUCUUUUAUUUAUUUUAUUAGCUGUUAGUUUUAUUUUUUUAUUUUAUUUUUUUAUCUUUUUUGGGGCUCCUCCUUCUUUUUGUUGUUUGCUCUUUCCCGAGCUAGUAGACAUAUUUUAUGAAUUGGCUUUGUGAUUGUGUUAGGUAGUUUUUAUUGAGGAGUAUUUUUAUUUGGCUUUGAAACUGUUUUGAAUAUUUUCAACUCUGUUGUUGUUGUCAGUGUUUUUAAAGCACGGUAUGUAACAAGAAUGCAGUUCUGAAGGGAAGAAAGAGACGCAGAGAGAGCAAAGGCUGAGAGGAACUGAUGUAUUUCUAUUUUUUUUAAAGAAACUGUUUUUAAUUGUUUCUGUUUUGUAAAUGUGAGGCUUUGAAAAGCGUGAAACUCCAAGGAUCCGAAAACGUUGGACAUCGCUAUGGAACAAAACAAAUGUAUAUUUUGCUAAGUGAAAAACACUAUCCUUAGAGCUGAGAGAAUUUCUGUUUUCCUAGGUUUAGUUUUACGUGGGAUUUUCUUUUUCCUCCUGUAUAAUAUGUAAAUAUCGCGAGGUGAACCUGGCUGCCUCCUGCAGCCUGGCUCCAAGGAGCAGCUCCAGGUCCUGGACUUGGUGCCGCAGUGUGAGCAAUACUCUCCAGCAGAAUCCUGACAGGACUCCGUUCUUUUUUUGUACACCUUUUACUGUAAGAUUUUAAGACCUCUGAUGAGAUGGAAGGGGGGGGCGGGGGCGGGGGCGAGACGUACCGGCCAUCGGCUGCAUCGCUGAGCGGGUUAAAGCUGCUUCCAAUCGCUCAAUGUACAGACUCCGUCACCGGGCUCCGUAGUGCCAGCGCCUGGUUUGGCUUUAGGUAAAAGGGCUUUACCGCCACUGCUUGUCUUGGUUACCCUGAAAGGACUUCACUCUCCAAACGCGAUCGCUCACGUCGGGAUUUCCGGGGAGGGGGAUGCUCCUCCGGAGGCGAGGGCAUCGGAAGGGAUGUCGCCCGGGCGGGGGCGACUCGGCUGGUCGGGCUCUGGAGG
This is a messenger RNA of Rhea pennata, 2547 nucleotides long. RefSeq names its product musashi RNA binding protein 1 (gene MSI1). Gene Ontology annotation, biological process: regulation of translation; central nervous system development. Lineage: Eukaryota; Metazoa; Chordata; Aves; Rheiformes; Rheidae. The record is from RefSeq and is a predicted model, not a curated record. Gene Ontology annotation, cellular component: cytoplasm. The transcript is spliced from 15 exons. Bases 163 to 1302 code for a protein of 379 amino acids. Gene Ontology annotation, molecular function: mRNA binding.